CAACAACACCAGCAUUCGCCCAACCCCAUCACUGCACUCCAUUCACACCUCGUCCGCACGUCGUCCGCAUCCAGUGCGCUGCACCCGGUCUUACUCGUACGCAUCAGAGAUCCGCAGACCGAGCUCGGUGCUGAACCUUGGUAUGCCGGGAGGAACGCAAGAUGGAGAACUACCAAAAGAUCGAAAAGGUUGGCGAAGGCACAUAUGGAGUUGUAUACAAGGCUAAGGAUAUCGGCAAUAACCGCAUCGUCGCGCUCAAGAAGAUUCGCCUCGAAGCCGAAGAUGAGGGUGUGCCGUCUACAGCCAUCAGGGAGAUCUCUCUGCUGAAAGAGCUUAGGGAUCCCAACAUCGUAACACUAUAUGACAUUAUUCACCAAGAACAAAAGCUAUACCUGGUAUUCGAGUUUUUGGACCUGGACCUGAAAAAAUACAUGGACAAUGUCGGCUCAAAAGGGGACGGGCUGGGUCCGGACAUGGUCAAGAAAUUUACAUUCCAACUCGUCAAGGGUAUCUAUUACUGCCAUGCGCACCGGAUUCUUCACCGCGACCUGAAGCCGCAGAACCUGCUGAUCGACAAGGAGGGAAACCUGAAGCUGGCGGACUUUGGCCUGGCGCGCGCGUUCGGCAUCCCCCUGCGCACAUACACGCACGAAGUCGUCACACUCUGGUACCGCGCGCCCGAGGUGCUGCUCGGUAGCCGGCACUACUCGACCGCAAUUGACAUGUGGAGCGUGGGCUGCAUCUUUGCGGAGAUGGCGAGCAGAGUUCCGCUCUUCCCUGGCGACUCGGAGAUCGAUGAGAUCUUCCGGAUUUUCCGAAUCCUUGGCACACCGACAGACGAGACGUGGCCCGGGCUGAAGGCUCUGCCCGACUACAAGUCGAGCUUCCCGAAUUGGCGCGGCAAGCCUCUGAGCGAAGAGGUCAAGAAUCUGGAUCCGUCCGGGAUCGACCUGCUCAAGAACAUGCUUGUCUACGAUCCUGCGGGCAGGAUCUCGGCCAAGCGCGCUUUGCAGCACCCGUACCUUGCUGGGAAUGGGUUGUGAGAGGGCGUUGUGAGGGGCAGCGUCCACGGGGUGUGGAAGGCGGCGCACACAAGAGCAGGAGUUUGGGGGACGGCUGUUCGCUUUUGCGAAGUGCGCUUGCCAACGGCGGCAUGACUAGCCCAUUUGACCAUCAUCUCCGCUAUCAAUAGCAUCCAAAACUCAACCCCGAUCCGACCAGCAUUUCUGUCCGUAUCUUCCAACCCCCAUCACAUUCCAUUCCAUUCCAUUCUACCCCAACCCACCUCCCAUGCACUCCAGACUCGAACCGAGCAGACCUCCUUUCCCCACCGCUUUUCUUGAGCAUGGAGACGAUCGACCAAAGCAUAUGUGUAAUUAAGAGCAACCGCAUUUUAUACGACUGUCAGUCAUUCUUGACUGGGUCAUGUA
Messenger RNA from Tilletiaria anomala UBC 951, 1430 nucleotides. RefSeq names its product Pkinase-domain-containing protein. Gene Ontology annotation, molecular function: ATP binding; cyclin binding; cyclin-dependent protein serine/threonine kinase activity. The record is from RefSeq and is a predicted model, not a curated record. Lineage: Eukaryota; Fungi; Basidiomycota; Exobasidiomycetes; Georgefischeriales; Tilletiariaceae. Gene Ontology annotation, cellular component: cyclin-dependent protein kinase holoenzyme complex; nucleus; cytoplasm. Gene Ontology annotation, biological process: protein phosphorylation; G1/S transition of mitotic cell cycle; regulation of G2/M transition of mitotic cell cycle. Bases 162 to 1043 code for a protein of 293 amino acids. The transcript has 5 exons.